CUCCUUCCCCCGCCGCCGCCGCCGCUCCCGGCGGCCCGGGGCGGCGCAGCGGCUCUGGCGCAGUCUCGCGACACUUCCCGCAGCGCCGCGCCGAGCGCUCCGGCGGCAGCAGCGGUAGCAGCAGCAGCGGCGGCGGCAGCAGCAGCCGCCCGCGGCGGGGAGACCCGGCUGCCCCUCGCACGCCCCGGCCGGUCGGCGGGGAAGACGCCCGUCCCCGCGGCUCGGUAGCAGGCGCCUCCGGGGCUCCUGGGCUCGGCCGUGCUUGCUCCCGGGCUGCCUCUGCCCGGCGGCAACGGGGACUCAGGUGGCUGGCAGCAGCUGAAGGCUGAGCCCCUUCUCUCGCCCGAUUUCUUUUAUUUUUUCUGAUACAUACGAAUACAUAUGCUGAGGGAAGCCGCGGCACUGCUGGCGGGACGCAGAAUGCAGCCCGGCUGCGGCGGGUGCUGAGAGCGGCGGCCGCCGGAGGAGGGAGCGGCUCUGUCAGCAGCCUCCUCUCCUUCCCGUGGCGGCGGCUCGGGCUGUCUCUCGCCCCCUUCGCCGCGGCCAGCCGCCUCAAACUUUCAGCCUGUUUCCGCCGCCAGGCACAGCCCAGCUCGACAUAAAUGGUGGAGGCGAUAGUGGAGUUUGACUACAAAGCUCAACAUGAUGAUGAGCUGACGAUUACUGUAGGUGACAUAAUCACCAAUAUCAAGAAAGAUGAUGGAGGCUGGUGGGAAGGACAGCUUAAAGGCAGAAGAGGUUUGUUCCCUGACAACUUUGUAAGAGAAAUAAAGAAGGACAUGAAGAAAGAAAAUACUGCCAACAAACCACCAGAGAAGCCUAUAAAUGAAGUUUCCAAUGGAAGCCCUUUACUGUUGUCUGAGACAAUUAUUAGAACCAACAAAAAAGGAGAGAGAAACAGAAGAAGAAGAUGUCAGGUGGCUUUCAGUUAUAUGCCUCAAAAUGAAGAUGAACUGGAAUUAAAAGUUGGUGACAUCAUUGAAGUUGUGGGAGAGGUAGAAGAGGGCUGGUGGGAAGGUAUACUCAAUGGAAAGACCGGCAUGUUUCCUUCCAACUUCAUAAAGGAAUUGUCUGAUUCUGAUGAUGUUGGAAUAGCACAGGAAGAACAAGUAAAGCCAAGCCUAAAAGAUGCUACAGGCUCUGAGAGUGAUGGUGGUGACUCUUGCAGCACAAAAUCUGAAGGAGCCAACGGAGGCACGACAAUCCAACCCAAAAAGGUCAAGGGUGUUGGCUUUGGAGAUAUCUUCAAAGACAAACCCAUAAAGCUACGACCAAGGUCAAUAGAAGUUGAAAAUGACUUUCUCCCAGUAGAUAAGAGUGUUGGGAAGAAAUUACCUCCAGCCACAGCACCUCAGGAGCCAACAAAAAUAGAAGUGGACAGCAGAACAAAAACCAAGGAGUAUUGCAAAGUAAUAUUUCCAUAUGAAGCACAGAAUGAUGAUGAACUCACAAUCCGAGAAGGUGAUGUCGUCACACUUAUCAGUAAGGAUUGCAUUGAUGUGGGUUGGUGGGAAGGAGAACUCAAUGGCAGACGAGGUGUGUUUCCAGAUAACUUUGUCAAGCUGCUUCCUUCUGAUUUUGAAAAAGAGAGACCCAAGAAACCACCACCUCCAUCAGCCCCUGUCAUCAAACAAGGAUCAGGUACCACAGAUCGAAAGCAUGAAAUCAAAAAGGUACCUCCUGAAAGACCAGAAUGUCUUCCUAAUCGAACAGAAGAAAAAGAAAGAUCAGAGAGAGAGCAAAAACAGUUAGACUUGCAGAAGCCUUCAGUUCCUGCUAUACCUCCGAAGAAACCUCGGCCACCCAAAGCAAACUCUGUGAAUAGACCUGGUACCUUGCCCCCGAGACGACCAGAAAGACCAGUUGUGCCUGUGACUCAUACAAGGAGUGAUAGUCCAAAAGUGGAAUUAGUGGGCAGUACAGUAUCCAGCACUCUAGAGAAAGACUCCUCUGAAAGAAGCAAUGACAUCGACUUGGAAGGUUUUGACUCUGUAAUACCAAUUGCUGAGAAGCUUAAUCAUCCAACUACAACCAGACCAAAAGCUACUGGCAGGCGACCACCCUCCCAGUCUCUCACAUCUUCAUCCCUUUCAAGCCCCGACUUCUUUGACUCACCAAGUCCUGAAGAAGAGAAGGAAGAGCAUGUUUCCAUUACACACAAAACUAUUGAAGUGUCAAGGAAAUCAAGAACUGUUACAAUAUCACAAGUGUCUGAUAAUAAAACAUCCUUGCCUCCAAAACCAGGAGGUUUGGCUAGUGGCAGUAAUGUACAACCAUCUCUAUCCCCUUCACCGUCACCUGGAUUUCACUCAAUUGCUAUGGGAACAACAGGUCACAGGUCAAAUUCCCCAUCCCUGUUCGGUACUGAAGGAAAGCCAAAGACUGAGCACUUGAGCCAAGGUCAGACUGCCCUGGAGGAGCUGAGAACACAAAUUAAGGAGCUAAAAACCAUCAUUGAAACCAUGAAAGACCAGCAAAAAAAAGAGAUUAAACAGUUGCUGUCUGAGUUGGAUGAAGAAAAGAAGAUCCGUCUACGAUUGCAGAUGGAAGUUAAUGACAUAAAGAAAGCUCUUCAAUCAAAGUGAAUACUUGAUAGGUGGAAUGUUGCAUUAUUCUUCAUGACUGAGACUCAAAUUUAUGCCCCAGCCAAAAUAACUUUGUGCCAAAUGAUUUAAGAAUUGCCUCAACAUCCCUUUAUUUGGAGGAUUAGCACAACAGUUUUUGAUAGCACAACAAAAAUACCAACAACGAGGACAAAAUUUCCACCUGAAGCAGUGCUGUGUGGCACUAGUUGUGACUGAAAUUGAUCUUCUUGUGCUAAAGGCUCUCUACUUCAAGAUGCUAGAUGAAAUGAAAACUCAGGCAGUUUAGUCCAUAGUGGUACUAUUUUGAUGAUAUUUUUCCAUAAAUAAAGUGUAUUUCAGAUUA
Phalacrocorax carbo (great cormorant) is the source of this 2928-nucleotide messenger RNA. The record is from RefSeq and is a predicted model, not a curated record. NCBI's taxonomy places the organism in Eukaryota, Metazoa, Chordata, Aves, Suliformes, Phalacrocoracidae.